AUGACAGCAGUGAGACCGUUCGAUGUGUUCGACUUGUUCCGAUUUAAUAACACGAAUUUGGAUCCGUUCACUGAAACAUAUGGUUUUAAUUUCUAUUUGCAAUAUCUUAUCAACCAUGGCGAGUACUUUCAAGUAUACGAGCAUCCCAACGGCGAAAUUAUGGGAUACGGUGAGUUUCCAUCGCCUCAUGCAGCUCUGAAGAUGCCCGAAAACGGUCGUUGCUGCAACGAGGUCACAAGUUAG
Molecule: messenger RNA, 243 nt
Organism: Gongylonema pulchrum
Lineage: Eukaryota; Metazoa; Nematoda; Chromadorea; Rhabditida; Gongylonematidae
Source: the annotation of a GenBank genome assembly